AGGAAAACUUCCACGACGGCAGCCAUGUUAGAUUAGCUUGGUCGGAGAUUUGAUUCAUUGUUUUUAGUGCUUUGAAUAUGUCUUACAACGCUGAAAAACCGGAAGGGGACUCAGAUGUCCCUGAUACAAGAGCUGGCGGAUUUUUUUCUAGUGAUUUUCAAAGGUAACUUUUGUCCUUUCUGUAUGAUUUGCACCAACCUGAUCGAUGUCCCUUACUUUCACGAGCUUUCGAUUUCCAGAGGUCAUCAAAAUCUCAACUUUUAUUACAGACACGAUGAUUUGAAAAAUAUGUUAGACAGUACAAAGGAUAGUCUUAAACUGGACGCGAUGAAAAGGAUUGUUGGGGUAAGUCUUCAUCUUUAUCAAGGUUUGACAGGGUUGAUAGCGGAAUUCGAACACUGGAUCAGUAUGUGUAAAUCUAGGAGCACGACAAACGUUAUUACGAUUUCUACCUUUUGGUGCUCUAGUUUUCAAGUAAUUGAACUUGGAUUUUCUGUUUUAUAGUCUUGUGAUGCUAACUAGAAUAGGUCAAAAGCAGGACGUUUAUGUUUUUAACCUCAGCUCAUUUCUUUAUAGAUUUGUAGACACCUGAGCCAAAGAAUUUACUGACAUUAGUAUUGUAUUAGUAUUAGUCAAAAAAACUGAUAAACUCUUAUUUUUUCCCUUAAAUAGAAGAUAAAAAUUCAGAUCUACACUCAAUACAUCUCAACCAACUUUAAAAAAAAUGAAGAUUUUCUGCAGUUUUGUUCAUUAUAGCUGCCAUGCUUUAACACUAUCCUCUUAGACACUAAAUGUACUCUAAUUGGUUAAACACUUAUCAUUCAUUGUACCAAUACACCCAUAGUUGUUUUGUAAUAGUAAUUAUCCACCUUUUUUUUUUGGUUUAUGAUCCAUUACAGCCAAAGUCCCAAGGGAUUUUUGUAGAUGAUACAAAAACAUCACUCACAGCUAACUUCCAAGGGUUAAAUUAAAAGUAGUGAAGAAAAAAGGGGGGACAGUAGGGAUCAUUAAAAUUGAAAUAAGCACCUCUUUAUACAAUUACUCUCAAAGCAUUCAGUUUAAAUAUGUGAAAUAAUAUAAUUAUGGUGGCAGUCAUGAAACACCCUUUUAUUUGUGGAUGGAGAAGUUCUUAGACUGAAGUAAUGACCUACAAAUUCAAUAAAUUUGUAAAUCCUUAAGGAAAGGUAAACAAAUUUACCAGUCUCUCUUGUGUUUUCCAAACAUCCCACUUAGGUUAGUACCCUGAUAAACUGAUAAAAUAUUGCAAUGGUAGUACCUUGACCUUAGGUUGUUGUUGUUGAAUAAUCAAGUAAAGCUAGUAAUGUGCUUGAGUCAUUCAAGAUGAUUUGUGACUAGUUCUAAAGAAACUAAUGUAAAAGGUAUAUUACUGGUAAAUAUAAAAUAUAGUUGGUUGAUUAUCAACUAUAAGUUCCAUUGUUAGCCGCAGAUAUCUGCAGUAGCUUUCUAUGAGAGAGACCUUAUACUCAAAAUUUCAUUUCUCUGUCUAUAGUGUGGAAGUUAUUUCACAUUAAGUACAUUCAAGUUGAUAAUUGUCAAAGUCAUUUAAGAUAGAUUGGCAUGCUAUCUGGGAUAAGAACAAUACUUUCAGACACUUCAUGCUAGGGAUUUGUGACAAGUUCUUUCACCCAUUAGGUCUCUGAGGAGUUACUUAGCAACCUAUAAGUCAGUUACAACCUUUUUUGAUCGCAGAUGAUGGCUGAUGGGAGAGAUGUAUCAGACCUUUUUGCUGCAGUGGUUAAGAAUGUUGUCUCUAAAAAUGUUGAAGUAAGUGAUUUGUUUUUUGUUAUUUAAUAGAGCAUUGCUGAAAUGUCAGCAUUAACUGGUAUUUUUUCUCCCAAUAUCUUGUUUGAAUUUAAACAGUAACAGGGAUUCUGACAUAAGUUAUGCUCUCUGACACAACAUUUUUUUUUAUUUUGGCAGGUCAAAAAGCUGGUUUACUUGUACCUUGUCAGAUAUGCUGAAGAACAACAAGACUUAGCUCUCCUCUCUAUAAGCACAUUUCAGAAAGGACUGAAGGUUGGCCAGAUCCAUGUGAAUAAGCAACUACUGUAGAUGAUAUAUUGGAUUAUACCUGAAUGAGAAUACCCAGAAAGUGUGCUUGUCCAGACUGCUCUAUAGCUAUAAACCUCCCUGUAACCUCUGUAAUGCUAAUCAAUACUCAGAUUUGUCUUGGAGGUAUGACCAUAAUCACCAAGAAAACUGCUAACUGUAGGUAUUUUUAGCUCUAAGUAUUUUUAACUCUAGCUUUUUUUCAGAGAAGUCACUCUCAGUCCCGUAAUGUCAGGUACUAGUAAUCAACUGAAGAAAGGCAGAUCCUGUCACUUUCACCUGUUUUUACAUCACAAUAAUUUUGUCAUCUUUGCCUCUUAAUGUUCAGGAUCCAAACCAACUUAUCCGUGGAAGUGCUUUACGGGUUUUGUCAAGUAUCAGAGUUCCUGUUAUUGCACCAAUCAUGAUGCUAGCAAUAAAAGAAGUAAGUGAAUGCAAAGAUUGUAAUAACUGUCCUAAGCUACUGGUGGACAACUAUUUGUUUCACUUUAUGUUCAAUUAGCUGUGCUUUUGGAAAGGCUAAUCCCAUAGUGAGAAAUCCACAAUAACCAUGGUAUUACUAUUGGGGUCUGAAUUAUACUUAUCAGGAAUAUUAGGAGACUAAGAAAUGUAUAACUCUUUCCAGGGAGUUGCAGAUAUGUCACCUUAUGUUCGGAAAACUGCUGCUCAUGCCAUUCCCAAACUUUACAGGUAUGCCAUUCUUUAUGUUUUGUUUUAACUCAGUCACACAUUCUUAUUCUCCUACAUUAAGAAAAAAAAUUAUGACCACAGAUACUGGAGGAAAAAAAACUACCCAAGGUUUAAGUCCCACCUCCUCCCCUUUUUUAAUGGUCCAUUUCAAAUUUUUAUAAUGUCUUCUCCAUAGUCCAGCAUCCCUUGUGAGUUGGGCACAACUUCUGUCUGAGCUACAAAGCUACUUUGUUGGGACAGAGGAAAAUUUUAUGAUGUUCUUUGUUCUGUGACAAAAUUCACCCUCAGUAAUGAAAUAAGUCAUAUUUUGACCUUCAGAAGAAGCAAAUUCAGGCUUUUUCCAUGACAAGUUUCCUCUAUAGGAACAAAAGACCUGCCAAAGAUUUGCUCUUAAUAUGUAGCUAUACCUGAGAGGAAUGGGGACAAAACUUGUUAAAGUUUAUCUACAGUUUCUCUAAUUGCAGGUCAUCUGCAAGGAUUUUACUUCUUACAUAUGAUUUAUUUAAUUUAUUUCAUUUUGUUAAGCAUGAAUUGCAAUUGCAUUUCUUCCCCUCUUGUAAUUUGGUUGAAUCAUCAAUAGAAACCAAGUAGUAUAGUAUAGUAUAGUAGUAUAGUAUAAUCUUUAUUUAAGCACGAAACAAUUCAUCAGCAAUUACAUUAACUAAAACUAUUUAAAAAUUAAAACACUAACUAAUAACUAAAAGCUGUUUUCCGUGAAUGUCAUGCAUUAUAGAGUGGCAUUGAUCUUGCAUUUAAAUAACCCCAGAGACUCUGUGUUCCUUAUAUCACAUGGAAGACUAUUCCAUAAUGUGGCUCCACUAUAGCUAAAGCUUUUUCGAUAAUAGUUAGUGCAAGGUAGAGGAACAUUGAGUUUAUUUUCAGAGUCCCUGAGGUCAUAAGCAGAGUUAAGAUUAACCAGAAAAAAUUAUACUUUUCCAGUUUGGAUCCUGAACAAAAAGACUGUCUUAUUGAAGUUAUAGAGAAACUAUUGAAAGACAAGACAACGGUAAGGAUUGAACAAUCACCCAGAGUGAUCAUUGCCAUGUUUUCUUUUCCAGCUGGCCUAGUGUCUUACAUUUGUUCAUAUAUGACAGGCUGCAUUUCAAUUCUGGUUAUAGUAAUGUUAUCACAUUGUUUAUAGCUUGUUGCAGGCAGUGCUGUUAUGGCUUUUGAGGAUGUUUGUCCAGAGAGAAUAGAUUUGAUUCACAAAAACUACCGCAAACUGUGUAACUUGUUGAUAGACAUUGAUGAGUGGGGUCAAGUUGCUGUCAUCCAUAUGCUCACAAGAUAUGCCCGAUCACAAUUUAUUGACCCAAACAAAGAGGUGAGGUUGUCUGCCUGGAUUGCAAGAACUAUAGGUCAGAUAUUUAUUACAAGUAAGGAAUUGAUUAAAUAAACUUUUGUUUAGCCCUCAUCAGAGGAAGCCUUCUAUCCCCAAUCUGAUGAUUCUGAUGAUGAUUCUGAUGAUGAUGAAUCCAGAAAGGAACCUAAGAAGCAGACUUACAUGAUGGAUCCUGAUCAUCGCCUUCUGUUGAGGACAUGUAAGCCACUUCUUCAGAGCAGGAAUGCAGCAGUAAGUUGCCAUCUGAAUAAUGAAAUAAUGAAACUUACAGUUUGUAAUAACAAGUUAAAAUGAUGAACAGCAUUCCUUGUGGCAGAACUAGCCAGUAUAUGAUUGUGGAUACUUAUUUGAUCUACUGUUUAUCAUUAACAGGUGGUGAUGGCAGUAGCAAGAGUGUAUCAUCAUUUAGCACCCACAAAUGAAGUUGGAAUUGUGGCACGUUCCUUAGUCAGACUCCUUAGAAGUCACAGGUAGGAAUGCGUUUACAACCAUUGACCAACAUAGUAAGUUAGAGUAAUGUGUCAUGUGUUAAGACACACUAACUUUGAAGAUAUACCUUUAUUGCAUCACAAGAUAUCACAAAGAGAAAAAAAUAUAUUUAAAAUUGUUGAUAAAAGUUGUCCUUCUAGUCUGGAAAAAUGGGACUUUUAGUGAUUAAAACAUUUCUGGUUGAAGAUUUGAAAGUUUGUGACCAUGAAUUUUGUUGCACAUUAAAUCUAUCCUGAAACAAUUGAAGAGUUAAAGCUGAAGAGGGACUUAAAAGAGUGUUUCUAAACUACUAAGCCACUAAAAUUCAUUUGAUUUUUCACACAUUUGAAAUAGUUAAUUUUACAGUCAUGUUUUUUUUUUCUCUUCUAGGGAGGUCCAAAGUGUUGUCCUCAGUAAUAUUGCAACAAUGUCUUUCACAAGAAAGGUAGAGAGUGAAUAGCAUCUUAUUUCUACUUUCAAUAUUCCCCCUGAGUCACACAUAAAGGUCACAAGAAUAAAAGAAAUUAUUGCCAACUUAGGAAGCUCUUGAUUGUUAAACAAAUUCUCCUUUAAAGCAUCUGAGGAGAUGUAUAGAGAAAAGUAUAAAGAAUAGGCAUACUGAUGUUAAGGUGUAAAGGGUGAAUGGGUCUCUUGUGUUUAAUGCUUAGUUAAAGUGAUGGUGACAAAGUAAAAAAGUGCUUUUUCUAAAAGGCUGUGAUUGGGUUGCAGAAAGCAGCUUGAAUAAUGUUUAUUGUUGGACCUUGUUGAUUGGGUAGUAUUGCUAAAAAUUAGUUUUUCUGCAAUUGUAUUUAUAGUAAAAAUUCUGAUCAAUUCGUUAUUUACUUUUUUUAAUCAUCUAAUACCGAUAAUCAAUUUUUCAACGUAAAUUUUUUAACAUUAAUUAGUCAAUGGAUAAUUUUUUUGCAGGGAAUGUUUGAGCCAUACCUGAAAGGAUUCUUUGUCCAUUCAAGUGAUCCAACACACAUCCGUUUAUUAAAGGUAAAUUAUUCAGGUUACUCAUGAUAGAAGUAAUUUUGAGAUUUUUAAUGAAUGGACAUCAAAUGGGUUGUUCAUAUGUUUUUUAAGUGUAUAACACCCUGUCGUAUGAUGUCACUCUUUCAGUGUCUGUAAGUAAUUUAUAAGAAUAAAGCUAAUUUUCAUGACUCCUCAUGGCUUCCUUUCAAAAUCUUGGGUAAUGAAAAAUGGGGAGGAAUUUCAGGUUUUCUCUAAGAUCAUUAUCAUCAUGUAAUCUAACCAAAGCCUUACUAAGUUUUUACCUGUCCUGUGUGUGGGUGAUUUUAAUUAUUUUCUUGUUUUCAUUGUAGCUAGAAGUUAUGACAAAUAUUGCUGGAGAGACAAGUAUUGGCACAAUACUUAGAGAGUUCCAAGUAUGAGAUGAUGGUUUUUUUAAGUAUAACUUCAAAAUAUUUCAUGUGCAGUAACUGGUGCCAAUUUAUCUUCUGUGUGCGUGCUGAGGCAGUGACAGCCUACAUGUAUGUUAAGUUGUCUCCACUCUGCUAUGUGCUGGAAUUGUUCUUUGUCUUCAAUGUCCACUUUCAUGGCUAUUCUCUAUAUAUAGAUAACUAAUUGGUCUUACUAAUUAUUUCCAGGUGGGAUUUUAAGUAACUUGGAUUUUAUUUUGAAAUUUGUUUCUCUGUUCAUUUUUGUUUGCUGUUAACCAUUGAAUAAGUAAUCCUUCAUACCACUAUGAGCACUGAUGUCAAAAGUGGUUGGAAGGUUACAAGGCUAACUCUUGUUUGCCUUCUCUCAUGCUCAUAACAAUACUAUUAUUACGAUUCAACUGAGCCACUGAAUUUACCAUCUUUUUGAUCAAUGUGAAUCAAAUCUAUUUAUGAAUUUUUUCUUUUAGAGCUAUAUAUCCAGUCCAGAUAAGCAGUUUGUAGCUUCAACAAUUCAAGCCAUUGGGCGAUGUGCCUCAAACAUUUCUGAGGUUACAGAGACUUGCUUAGCUGGCCUGGUGCGACUGCUUUCUAACAGAGAUGGUACAUAAAAAUUUUGUGUUGGCUGCAUGUAAACCUUAGUUGUACUUGUAUUAACCAGGCAGUACCCCCCCAGUACUAUUUGUCGGUGUAACCUCAACACCAGCUUAGAAACCAAGCUUCAAACAUUAUUCUUAAAAAAAUUAACAUGAAAAUUUCUGGUAGGUGUAACUUGCAGGCUGAUGAUUCUUGAAAAGAUCAUUCAUUCUUGUUAAAUAUAUUCUGUUAACAGAGGUAGUGGUAGCAGAGAGUGUAGUGGUCAUCAAAAAACUUCUACAACUUAAGGUAAUUAUGAAAUUAUAUAUUAAAUUAUUUUUAUUAUGAUCAUCAAAGUUACACCAGUUCAUAAUUUGUGUAAUUUUAUGUUUUAAAUGCAAUGAUUUUUUAAAAAAAAUUAAUUUUAGUGGACCUGCUGUUUAUUAUUGGUGUUACACUUUUAUUUUUAUUUUUUUUCGCAGCCUAAGGGGAAUUCAGAGAUCAUCAUGCAUAUGGCAAAAUUAGUAGAUACCAUCACGGUUAGUGUACACGUAUGCAAGUCACUGUCACUACUUCCAAUCUUAUACCUCAUUCACACCAAAGCUUAAACAUGUUUUAAAGCUGUUUUGUUAAACAUGGUUUAAAAUUUUUUCCUCAUAGAAGUUACUUAAACUGAUGUUGGUGGACUUCAAAUGUAGCAUCUGAAAAUACAAGAUAGCAAUUACUUGGAUCUAAGAGUCAGUUUUUAGUUCUCUGUUUCUGAUGUUUUGCUGGUGUGAAUGGGUUAUAAGCUACUACAUUUUUCAGCUUUAACAACUUUGUAAAACUCUUAAAGAAUUUCAAGCUCAUGGCAAACAAAGUCACUUUUUUAGACACAAAUCUUUGAAUAAGUUUUCAGUUAAUCCUGAAGUAUGAGCAAGGUUCUUUUCUCUUUGUUUGUAGCUUUGUCUUAGCAUUUCAUAUUUUAAAUAGGUUCCAAUGGCCAGAGCAAGUAUUCUGUGGUUAUUAGGAGAAUAUUGUGAAAGAGUGCCAAAGGUAGCACCAGAUGUUUUGAGGAAAAUGGCAAAAAUAUUUGGAUCAGAGGUAAGGUAUACCUGGUACUGCAUGAUUUUACAUGAGCUUCAGGUAAAUAGGUUGAGAGUGACCUUAACCCUCACAGUCAUUAAAAAUGUACUAUGGUUACAGUAAGUGAUAGUAUAACAAAGGCUUGUUGAGUAGAUGAAUAAGAACAGUAGACUGAAAGUCCUUUUUUAACUGGGACUGCAGACCUGUGCCACUAAGAGAAUGUUUGGAACACAACAUGAUAUGAAUUCAAAUACGUUAUAUAGAUUACUUGACUGUAUUUUCAUCACUGCAGGAAGACAUUGUCAAGUUACAAAUUUUGAAUUUAGCUGCAAAGCUCUUCAUAACAAACCCUAAACAGGUAUGUACACAUGUAGUACAUUUACUUACUAUGUGUUUAUUUAUUCAGAUGCUUAUUCCAUGUAUCUCAGAGUUUGACUCGUAGUCUUUUGGGAGAGGUUGAUAGGAGUCAUUAUGUUUUGCUCUUGAGAAAGGCUUUGGAUCAAUGCUGUAUAUAAAGAAAAAUUAAAAAUGGUAUACUGCCAAUAUCCUAUUAGAAAGUCUUAGACCCAGCAACUCUGGAGAAAGAACAAUUCUUUACUUCAUAUUGUGAAUAAAAUUUAUAUGAUGAUUUACCCCUAACCCAGGAACAUAACUUUCUUUAGCAUUUGUUUUUAAUCCAUUUCAGACAAAACUUCUUGGUCAGUAUGUACUGAACCUUGCAAAAUAUGACCAGAGUUAUGAUGUCAGAGACCGAGCUAGGUUUCUACGGCAACUGCUUAUUCCAAGUGAUACGGUGAGCCUGUGAUCUCCAAAUCCUGAGAUUCUCUUUUCCUUCAACUGUUAUUUAGAAAAGUUUGUCUGAGAUCUUAUGUUUGAAUGUUACAAAUUUAUUUCACAUUCAUAUUUGCUAGUCAGCUCAUUCUAUCAUCUAAAUUAUUAUAAAUGAAUGGAAGUGUGUGUACAAAAUGUUAUUAACAAAAUUUAGAGGGGAAUUGGUCAAUGCAUUUGUAGCAAGGAAGUGCAAGUGUGAAUUAAUACCAGUGACAAAAAUGCAUAUGAACACAGAUGUUAAAAAUUAUGUUUUUCCAGUCUAUUAAUCUACAGAACUCUUAAAAAACCAGCUGUUAAUCAAUUUUGCUUUCCACACUUUGUAGGGAGGUCAUCUAAGUAAACAUGUGAAGAAAAUUUUCUUGGCUUCAAAACCACCCCCAAUUAUACAAUCAGUGUUUAAAGGUGAGGUUUAUUAUUAAUCAUGUCAAAGUAACACAGUAUAUACAGCUGUAAGGUAUUGGGCAAAUUAAAGGGAAAAUUUUGAAAAUGUUUGUUGAAACAUGUUGAUUUCCUAAAUUUGUUAUACCCCUUAUAUUCCAUUUUGCCAUAUUAAGGCGAUGGAACAUGCAAAAUAUGCCACAGUUUUACAGUGUAGAACAGAGCAAAAAUAUGGAAAGUCUUUGAAGUUAUUUAUGCUUCAAACUCAUUUGUGUUUGCUUAACUUUUCAACUUGCAUUCUUUUCAGAUCGCCAAGGGUUUCAGGUUGGCUCUUUGUCUCAUAUGAUGAACCUUAAAGCUAAUGGUUAUCAGGAAUUACCUCAGUUUCCAGAUGUUGCUCCAGAUCCUUCUGUCAGAAAUGUAGAAGUGAGUACUAGAUGCAUUUAGCUUGAUGUUGCACCAACACUCCCCCACACUACUUCCCCAUACUGUACCUCUAUGUCUGCUACUCAUUUUCUGGAGGGCUAACUGACUAUGAAAAUAUUGUUACUGCUUUUAAGAUUGAGCCAGUAUGGGGAACAAGCUCUAGGAAGAAAACUGGUAAAGCAAAGAAAACUUCUUUUUACUCGGAGUCAGAGACAGAAUCAGGUUCAGAAUCAGGUAUGAAAGGUGUUGUAUUCUAUUUUGUAUUACUAUUUGUGAAAAAGAUGUCAGUUUUUGUUUGAAUAGCUCCCAGAAUAACAAGACUGGUGGAUACAACUUAUUAUCCAAAUUCCGAGACAGUUAUAACUUUUUGAUACUUUAAUUCAGCUUUUUAUUGACAUUAACUGACAGGUCCAUGCCUCAACCUGCAUUUAUCAAGACAUAAAUCACUUACUAGAAAAUUUGGAGAAAUAGAAAGAUAUGCAAGAGUUUUUUAGAGGUGUAAGUAAGAGAAACUACCUCAAGUGCUACAUAUGUGAAUAAACACAAAUUUGACAUGAGCAAAUUAUUUCAAGGCAUGGUUUGAAUGUUGUGUAAAGAGCAGUUAUGUAUGCUAUGCUCUGUCAGAGCAAAAGGAUGAAGAGCUCUGAUGAAGGGCUAAUGCUCGAAACAUUGGCUUUGAAACUCUUUACGGUGGCCAAUUUACAUUAUCAACUCAGUUGAUGAAACCAAGUUUAUCUUGCUAUAACUCCCUCAAUAAUGCAGCACCACAGUUUCUUUAGAAACUUACCCUCUCGAACAAUGAAGCUAGUUCACUUUUUUUUCUAAUAUGUUUUAAUUUGAUGUUUCUGUUACCCUUUUUCAAACCAUGUCAUGAAAUUUUUGUGGUGGGUGCCUUCUAGAAACUGAUUGAUUGAAAAGCUUUGCACUUAGACUUUACUCUAAUGUAUAUCACUCUAACCAAUUUCUUUUUCUUUUUCUUUUUUUUUUUCCACUUUUGUGCUUGAUUUAAAAGCAAUUGUAUUUUGUUCAAGAGAUUUACCUUCAUGGAUAGAGAUUUUUUGGGUACAUGUACAGCCAUAGAAGAUAGAAAUGGGGAUUUCUCAAAGUCACUUAUUGGAUUAAGGUUAAUUUUUUUACUGUUAAAUAUCAGAGAGUGACAGUGAGGAAGAGAGUGGAAACAGCAGUGGUUCAGAAGAGGAUGAAGAUGAGGAUCAGAGCAAGACGGAAUCAGAGGCAUCUACUAAGGGUACUGGUUACAAUAUUCCUCAAAUGAGAUCAUGUGCAUAAGUAAUGGUUAUUCACAGAGAUUCAGGUCUGAUAGCACAUAACUCAUGUGGUCCACAGAGAGACUUAUCAAGGCCUAUGUCCUAUGGGAUAUUUGGGAAAAAAUUAUAAGGACAUAUGGUACUUAAGGAAAAAUUAAAUGGUAUAAGGGAUAUUUACAUUAGAGAUUCCGGGAUAUCAAACUGAAAUUAUAGGGAAACCAUCCACAGGAAUAAAUGGAUACAGGAUAUUUAGGCCAAAAAUUGAUAGAAUAUGGGAUACUCAGACCCCCCUCCCUCCCCUCAAUAGGGCCUCUCUCCUGCAGAUACCACAAAUCAAGCAUCAAAUAACUUGCAACAUGGACCUAAAAACUCUGAAAAAAAGACUCUGAAAGUAUUUAAUUUUUGCAUGCUUCUUCUUAUCAGGUGAUAGUGAGGAGGAGAGUGAUGCAAGUGAAAGUGAGGAGAAGUCAUCUUCAGAGUCAGAGACAGAUGAAAGCAGUGAAAACAGUUCAGAUAUUUCAUCCGAAGAUGAGAAGGUUACCUUCAAUCAUAUGUUACACUGUUGUUUUUUUUUUAUGGUUAAAAAACGUACUUGUAACUCUCAAAGCAGUUAAGCCCUGGUCAGACAGUCUAGCUCUAGUCUGACAAAGGUCAUGGUGUUUUAAUUUGUAUUUUAGUUUUUUGAGAUGAAUUUCAAAAAUGAACUGUCAAAUGAAACAAUGAUACAAACCACACUAAAGACCUGGGGAAUGGGGAAGUAAACCACAUGCUGGAAAAAACAUUGAAUGUGGUUGGAGUUUUGUCGGAGUGGAAAAAGUCAUUAUCAUUUCUUUUAGAGAACAUGAGGGUAAAUUUUAGCUAUGUGUUAGGCUCAUGUCAGCAGAUCCUUUGUACUUGCAUAUAUAGAAAGAUUUAAAAUGCUUAAGCAAGCUUUUUUAGUUGAAGAGGGAUUUUACAUCCCAUUCUAUUUUAGAUUCCAGUAAAGAAACCUAAGACACCAGUUAAGACUACCAAGCAAGAAAAAUCACCCCAAGGAAAACCAGCUUUGGACAAGGGAAACACAUUAUUGAUUCUUGAUGACUGUAAGUACAACCCACAGACUCUCUAACUAAACAGGACAUGGUUGAUAUAAAUCAUUUUAUAUCUGAAGAGUAGAUAUUUAGAAAAUUUUCUGUUUUGUGGGUAUAUCAGUAGUGUUAUCCUUCAAUCAAGUAAAUGAUGGUAUGAUUUUUGUUGCAGUAAAUGAACCAGUGACUUCCAGUGUAGGUUCAAGUUCCAGUAACAUAAUGUCACCAAGUCUUGCUUCUGAGAUCGAAUCUUUAUCAUUUUCAAAUGAUGCACCUACUGUCAUUGCCCCAGUAAGUGAAGAUACUGUGUUAAAGAUCAUAUCUUUGUUUGACAUUUAUAUGAUGAGCAAAAUCUUUUCAUAAGUCCCCAUCCAGGCGAUAUUUUUCAUACAUUGUAUUAAGUUGCAAGUCUGAUGUGCAGGAAACAGAACUCAAAGUCUCAUUGAAAAGGCAUUGUAGACCUAAGCCCUGAAACUUUAUUUCCCUCUUUCAGAUUUUUGAAUCGCACACUUUACAAAGCAGUGUGGUUCUUAAAUUUCUUAGAGUCACAAAAUAAUUUUAUUUUUUCUUUUAACAGCUUAGUCCAAGUUUUUCAUCUGCAAAAUCACACGAGCUUCUCCAUCGCAUGCAGGGCAAAGGACUCAGUGGCAGUUACAAAUUUACAAGAGGUCCUUGCAUUUACUCCACAUCCAUGGUAGCUGUGGAAGUAACACUGGUCAACAACUCUGAAGCUCCCAUUUCUAAUAUUUCUGUGGAAGAAAAGGCAAGUUUUUAAUCAUUUGUCCUCCCACUCGUUUAGGUUUUUUUCAAGGUCUAUUUAAAGGGUCACAUGUCUAUUAAAAACCUUUAUUUUGAACAGAGCAAUUGAAGAGAAGAGAUAUCAGAAAGCUGGGACUUUGCCAGUGAACAAAAAUUUUUAUCAGUGCUUGUGAUGGUUUAAUUAUGUUGGUCAUGCAGGGAUAAAUUAAUAACUUUGUUUGAAUUUUAUACCUAAUCUAAGUUUGUUUGUCUUUUUGUGAUACAGAAACUAGGAGCAGGGAUGAAAAUGCAUGACUUUCAACCAAUCAGUAAGUUGCAGGCCCGAGCUUACUGUAUUACCACAGGCAUCCCAAGCUCAUGUCUCAAGAAAAAGCAAAAGAUUAAUUCAUGACAGCGUCAGGCGUCGUGUAACCUGAUGUUAAGUUAUGCAAGGACCUGUUGAGAAUUUGAACAUCUUAUAAGAAAUAGUAUGGGGAAAGAAAAUAUGGUCGAUUUACAACACUAAAUAUUCUGAAAUAUAAAAGUUUUACAUGGAAGAUUAAUAGAACUUACUCACUCCUUGUGUGUCCAUGUAACUUAACACCCCAUCUCACUGUGCAGGGAGCUUUCAUGAAUUGAUUGUUUGCUUUUUCUUAAGAUGUUAGCUUAGGACACCUUUGGUAUUACAUGUACUAGUGCUGAAGAGUUCAGCAGGGAUUCUUCUCCCCAUGUGCAAAAUAUAAUCAACAUCUGUCCCAUUGAACUACCUAACAGAUGGGUUCUUGAGAUAUUGUAUUUACUUUUUAGUUAAUUUGAUAAAAAAAUACACCUUGGUAAACAAAAUAAUAAAGUGAGAUUGUUUGUAUGUACCUCUGGUUGUCUAACUUCAUCUAGCUCUUAUAUUUGACAUUAAAUAGAUUGGUUAUCAACUGGUCAUCAUUGCUAAACUUAUUUCAUGAACUUAUCUUUUAUUUAUUUCUCACAUAGCAUCACUUGCACCAGGUGCAACCAUUGCAGUGACUGUAGGAAUUGAUUUUAAUGAUACAACUCAGCCUGCCAGUUUUAAUUUGUGGUGAGUUAAGUUUCUCUAUUGUUGUAUAGUGAAGUUUUAAAUGAGUUUCAUUUCACACUUCAUCUGUGGUACAGGGCAUUUUACUAGAACCUGUAGUAUCAGUGACGCUAAUGUAGAAUUCUUAGAUCUGCAGAUGUAACUUAAAAGUGGGGCUGCCAUCAGUAACUGACCUCUGUAGGCUGCCAUUAUACAACAACAAUGUGUUUUGUCACUGUCACACAUUUAAACUGGUGUUCAUAAAAUGACUACUUGUUGAAAAGUGUUGAUACAAUUGCAUUCAGUUUAGUUUAUAAAUAAUUCUGUGAAACUCUGCUCUCAAAAUAGUAUUGAAAGUAGAGCAAUAAGUAUUGGAACCAAAUUUAGCUUUGUACAGUUUGUAUAAGCUAUUUUAUUUUCCUGGAUACAUGUGCAUAUUUGGAAAUGUCUUUAUUGAGUCAUUGUGUAACUGAAAAAGACAAUCAAUCUAAGUGCCCCAGGACUGCGAGAUUUACCUUUAAAAGUGACAUUAUUUUUGGGGUUGUCUUUUAGUACUCAAUCCAGUAAGUUUCCAGUUAGCAUCAAGGCACCUGUUGGUGAACUAUUACAGGGCUGUCCCAUGACUGAAGCUGACUUCUUGAGCAAACAAGGUGGGUGUAUUCUUUAUUUAGUCAAACUGGUUACUUUUGCCUCCACACUCUUUCACCCUUUCAUAAUCAAAUCUGGUCAAUUUGUUAGUGUUGCUUUUUGUAUUUUUUAUACAGAAAUCCAACUAUCACCCACCCUUACUUUCCUUUUUAGAGGGUAUUCAAGAAGAUAAUGAUUGCUUUCACAACAUAUUAUAUGUGAUAUUCAUUGCUAAACACCUGUACAGCCACAUAAAGUGAUGUGGAAGAUUGAUUCAAGUGUAAUUUGCAAACGUUCUUCCUUGGAAAUUUGAAAGAAAAAUCAAGGCAUUUUGAGGAACAAUUCCUCCUCCAUCUUUCUUAAUUCCUCAUUAUUCAGAGUGCUAUUUUGUCAGGUUUUUAUAAUAAAGCAUCUAUAAUAUGACUCUGAGAACAGUUUUUAGUGUAUGUAUGGUUCAAUUUAGUCUUGGUUUUAAUUAUGUUUUCCUUUGUUCUUUGAUGUGGAAAUAGCAAUGAAAAAAAAUUUAUUUUUGAUGCAAAGUUAAAACUAAACCACAACCCUUACAUUACUGGUAAUGAUAAUAACAGCAGGAUUUUACCUGUACAAAUUCCUCUCAGGUAAACUUCGAGGCUUAAAUGAGAGUUCUGGAACAGUAGAUAUACCUGGCAACCUUAAUUCUGAAGAAGUGGUAUGUUCAAAAGUGAAGGAGGCUGCUGCUAUCACCUACAUUGCUAUCACGCCCCUUUCUGAGGGGGCAUCAACAUACCGAUUUGCUGCUCGCACCAUCUCUGGAGGAACACAUGUUCUUGUGACAGUUAAAGUACCUGUUGAUGGAAAAAGCAGCUCCAUUACAGUGAAUUGUGAAAAGAUGGCAAUUAGCUCUAUGCUUGUCAAAGAAAUUAAACAAGCCUUGCAGUGAUGUCAGAAUUUCAGUCAUGUGACUGUCGUCAAACAUUUAUUGUGAAAGAAUGGACAAUAACUUUUCUCCACAGUACUAUAGAUCAUAUUUUUCCUCAUAGACACAAUAUCUAUCUUUCAAAUUAUGCAUGACAACUAUUUGAAUAAAAGUCCAAAAUACUCUGAGAUCACAUGAGAACUACAUGUAUUUUGAAAAUGGAAUGCUUUCCGUGGCCACCUAAGAAAAUUAAAAGGGUCUUAGAAUGUUCUGAAGGUCACAGGAAGUUAUGUUGUAGUUAGCAGAUGAGAACAAAGAUUGAAAACUCAGUUUGACAAUAAGCAAAGUUACUGGUAGACAUUCACUGUGGGUAUUAUCUGCUGUUUCAUAACCAUGUGCAGUAUUGAUUGAUGAGUGAUUCUCUCAGUUUUGGAGUUAUAUUAAAUUCAGUCACCUCUCCAGAAACCUUCAAGAGUACCAUGAAUGUUAUGUUGCAUGUGGUUGGCCAAUUAUCAUAGAAAUCAGCCCUUAUAUGCUGUUAAUGUGGCAUGGAUUACUUCUCCUUCCUGGCAAAGAGAUAACCAAAAACAACAGUGUUUUACAGUUUUGUCUCUGUACCAUUUGAUAUCAUUGUAACAAUACAUAAUUGCCUCCCAAAUUUUGUUCAUCCAAGCCACCAGAACUCAUCAACUUUCUAAUUAGGGGUGAUAUCAUUCCCCACAUCUAAAUCUUUAUUAUACACUUUCAAGAAACUGGUUUUAAAAUCAAUAAGAUCUAUCUUGGAUUGAAAGUAAUAAAAUGUUCUGUUAUGGAUUGACAAUAUCAAUCAAUUAACCCCUUUGCUGCCAAUCAUAAUGAGAAGUCUUGUGCCAACACAAAUUGACUCUUUUUUUCAGAAUUGGACACUAAAUCUGUUUUGCCAGAUGUGGAACUGGGCAUUAGUUCUUACCAGUCUUCUAAACUGUUUUUAGCCUUAGAUGCCAGGUUAUUUUACAUCUUCAGUGCUGGGGAUUUGACUGUUACUCUCUAACUUUCAACAUACUGAGUAUGUCAUGUAGCCACACAAACUUCAAAUUUAGUUACAUACUCAGUAUGUCAUGUAGGCAGUGAAGGGAUUAAUGGUUUUGGAUGAAUGCAAAGCACCAUCAUUUUCUGUUAGUUUCUCAGGGUAGAGACUUUAUUUGUUGCGAGAAAUGUUGUUGUCUUCAACUCAUUUCACUUCCUACAGAAACAGUCAUUUCAGCAGUUAAAUGAGUAAUUAGCCAGAAAUUCCUUCUUGAGUAGAAAGAGUUUUGUCUAACAAGCACAGCAAUACAGUAACUUAAUAAAUAAUCAAAACAACGUGAAAAGAGUCAUUGGUAAGUGAACAGCGAUUAUUGGAGAAUAAGCAACUCUGAUUUGCAAAAGUUCAAGCAAUUUUAAGUUCUUCCUCUCACUGAACAUGAAAAGUUUUGGGUCUUCAAGAGACUUAAGCUUGAUACAUCCAAUUUGAAAGGAGGUUCAAAUAAAAAAUUUAAUGUCUCACAAUUAGUGAGGAAUUUAGAAAAGAGUUUGAUGUACAAAACAAUCAUAGCUUAAAGUAAAAAUGAAAACAAUAAAAACAUUCCAUAGUAAACCCAGAC
This is a messenger RNA of Pocillopora meandrina, 16508 nucleotides long. The record is from the annotation of a GenBank genome assembly. NCBI's taxonomy places the organism in Eukaryota, Metazoa, Cnidaria, Anthozoa, Scleractinia, Pocilloporidae.